This is a messenger RNA of Paralichthys olivaceus (Japanese flounder), 1821 nucleotides long. RefSeq names its product sialic acid-binding Ig-like lectin 5 (gene psg4). NCBI's taxonomy places the organism in Eukaryota, Metazoa, Chordata, Actinopteri, Pleuronectiformes, Paralichthyidae. The record is from RefSeq and is a predicted model, not a curated record.
AUGUGGAGGGGGGUCCAGGCUGUCUCUCCAGUGCCCUCAGUCCCUGACCGUGUCCAGGCUCUGGUGGGGUCCUGCGUGGUGAUUCCCUGCUCUUUCGCUCCUCUGGCUCCUCAUCCUCUCAGGGGGAGGAAGGAGAGGGUGGAUGUCCGACUGAGGUUCAGAGGCGGUGGCCAUUUAUUUUCUCUGCGGAGCACUGCUUUCAACAGCGAGGACCAGAGUCAAGUGAGCAGGGAUUUCCAAGGCCGCACAUUACUCUUUGGGCGAAUCACAGAGGGAGACUGCUCGGUGAAGAUAGAGAGAAUCAGCCUGGAUGACUCACGCAUGUUCGAGUUGGCUCUGAAGAAAGGCGAUGACUUACUCUGGGGAAAAUCAAGCAGCUUCAAUUUGGAUGUAGUUGAGACUCUCGAGGCUCCUGUCAUCAGCGGGAUGUUGGCAGCCACUGAAGGACAGCUGGUCACCCUGAACUGCUCCGUCAGCUAUCACUGCCCCUCCAGACCUCCAAGCCUGCACUGGAGCUGGGAGAGAGGAGCCCAGCUGAACAGCACCAUACCUGGGGAGGUACUGACACUCCGUCCGGAGCCCCACAGGUUGAUGUUACUGGCCCAGCUGUCAUUUACUGUGUCACACCAGGUGAAGCCCAGGCUCAGAUGCAAGGUCACCUACCCUGGAGGCAAAUCAAUGGCCACUUCUAAAGAUCUACACGUAACAUUUCCUCCAAAAGAGGUGAAGGUGCAGGUCCAGUCCUUGACAGUGCACGAGGGGGGUAAUGCACUGCUGGUUUGCUCAUGUAAAGCUGAUCCUCCAGUGUCAGAGUACCACUGGUCCUACACUCAACAUGGCCGUACGGUGCACCUCCACCAGCGCACACACUCAGUCCGGGUGUACAACGUGACUCGAGACAUGAGGGUCCGCUGCUCCGCUCACAACCUGAUUGGUCGAGGAGAGUCCCGGCCUACGUCAUUGAACAUACGAUAUAAACCAGACAUCGUCCGACUCUCCUCCACCUGUGUCAUUGAGGAGUUUGAGGUGCUGUGUCGGUGUACGGUCACCUCCAACCCCAAACCUGCGGUCACCUGGAGCGUUAACGGGACGGUUCCCCCUCGUGAUUACAACGUGUCUGUGACAUCAGAGCCUCAAGUGCUAACAGCCACUCUGAGGGGUCACAUGGACAAACCCCUGACAGUCAUCUGCUUUGCUUUCAACGCUCUGGGGAACGACUCCCUGGUUUUGCUGCAGGGAGGAGAAGUGACAGCAGCUUUGUGGUGGUUGGUGAUUCCUGCUGUGUCCAUCUGCUCGCUCAUAGUCCUCCUGUCUCUUAUUUUCUGCUGCUGCCGGAGGAGAGCUGGAAAAGAGGUCCUGAGAAGAGGUCCAGCUGUUUACCCUGAAGGACUGGGGAUCUAUCAGGACAGGACACCUCUCUAUAUUAACUGCACAGAAGUGACUCACAUCUACAACAACGGCAGCUACCAACUUGUUUACCAGAACUGCACGCCUCUUUUUGUCCAUUCCAACCAGAUGCGUCCAAUGGGCAGAAGAGGAGGAGAGAGAAGAAGAAGGGGAGAGGGAGCAGGUGCGGACAGACAAGUCGCUCUGGGAGUCAGAGGCACAAGAGACGUGGCCGAGGCAGAAACUGCUAUUUACCUGGAGAUACUUUGAGUUACAUUAUCAAACUGUUACAUUUUACUUCUGAUUCUUUCUAAUGGGAAUGUUUAUAGCCGUCACGUCGUUGUUUAUAGACUGCAUGCAAAUGUCAACAGCAUUUUAAAAUCAUGCAGUGUGAUCUAUUUCUAUAAUCUCCAUAUUGAACCACUGAUUGUUGGC